Molecule: messenger RNA, 1062 nt
Organism: Aplosporella prunicola CBS 121167
Lineage: Eukaryota; Fungi; Ascomycota; Dothideomycetes; Botryosphaeriales; Aplosporellaceae
Exons: 1
Coding region: 1-1062 (353 amino acids)
Molecular function (GO): nitronate monooxygenase activity
Source: RefSeq, a predicted model, not a curated record
AUGGCUGCGAGAACUCUUCUGAAGACAUAUCCAUGGACUACAUGGCCUCUAAUUGUCAGUGCACCAAUGCGCAUCAUGGCAGGACCUGAGCUUGCCCUUGCAGUGUCUUCUUCUGGUGGUUUGGGGUUCAUUGGCCCGGGAGCAAAGCCGCAAGACAUCCACAGCAUUCUUGAAAGAACGAGAGAACUUCUUACGUCUCCGGCCCUCCCGCGUCUUCGAGCAAGCGACAGCAAGACACUGCCCAUUGGCGUAGGUUUCCAGAUCUGGGAUGGCGAUUCUAAAAUCGCUGCCGCGGCUGUGAAAGACCAUCGCCCUUGCGCCGCGUGGCUUUUCGCGCCUCGCGAGGGACAGCAAGAAAUCGACGAGUGGAUGCAACAAAUCCGCAACGCGUCGCCGGGCACCCAAAUUUGGAUACAAGUUGGAACACUAGCCGAGGCCAUCGAUGCUUCAAAGAGCAAAGCUGCGCCUGACGUGUUGGUGAUACAAGGAGCGGAAGCUGGUGGGCAUGGCAGAGCAUCCGACGGUCUGGGUAUCAAUGUGCUUUUUCCCGAAGUUGCGGACGCGCUGAAAGGCUCGAAUAUCACUCUUGCCGCUGCCGGUGGAAUCGUGGAUGGUAGAGGAGUGGCGUCGGUGUUGGGACUGGGUGCUGCCGCGGCAGUCAUGGGAACGCGCUUUUUGGCAUCCAGUGAAGCCGAAAUCAGCAAGGGGUACCAGAACGAAAUUCUUAGAGCGUCGGAUGGAGCAAAAAGCACGACGAGGACCAUGCUUUACAACCAUCUCCGAGGAACGAUGGGUUGGCCAGAGCAGUUCAGUCCGCGCACGUUGAUCAACAAGAGCUUUGUGGAUCAUCAAGCCGGUGUGCCAUUCGAAGAACUGAAAAGAUUACAUGACGAAGCUCAGAAAUCCGGAGAUAGUGGAUGGGGACCUGAUGGUCGGCUUGCUACAUAUGUGGGAGCUGGUGUUGGUCUUGUUAAGAAUGUGGAUGGUGCAGGGAAUAUCGUUCGAGAGGUACAGGAAGAAGCCAAGGGCAUUUUCUGUUCGCUUUACAAAGCAUCUCUGUAG